Spinacia oleracea (spinach) is the source of this 1023-nucleotide messenger RNA. RefSeq lists its product as uncharacterized. Lineage: Eukaryota; Viridiplantae; Streptophyta; Magnoliopsida; Caryophyllales; Amaranthaceae. The record is from RefSeq and is a predicted model, not a curated record. The transcript has 5 exons. Bases 312 to 869 code for a protein of 185 amino acids.
CAGAGAUAAAUGUUUGUCGUGAUGAUCAACGUCGUGAUCAGGAGCUCUUUCUUCUUUAUAUUUUUUUUUCUGGUAGUCUCCUCCUCCUUGUUUAAGUUGCAGACUGCAAAACUGCAACUUCAUUUAGCAACUGAGUGAGUGAGUGUAAGAUGCAGACGGCUGCAGACUAGGUGACCUCGCCGUUUGUUUCAGCAUCCCAAUGUAACCGUUAACCAUCUUCCUUUUUUCUCUCUCUCUCUCCUCACAUCACAUUUAUCCUCUUCCUUCAAUCUCUUGUCAAUUCAAUCAUUCCUCAGGUUUAUUUUCCUGCAAUGGCGACUGAUUCCAGCGACCAGGGCAACCAGGAUUUCUGUCGCAUUUUGGUGAUGAGUGAUGAAGGGGUAGGCAAUGUAAACGGAGAAUGUGGAUCAGUAAGUCAGGAAUGUGUGGAUGGUUCAGUGAUUUGCCACAAACCUGCUGUUCUUGAGAGCUCUGACCCGUUUCCUCCUUGCUUGGUUACGGUUGAUAUCGAGAAGGGUGCUACCGAUGUAUCGAAAAUCGACCAAGAAACUUGUGGGAGUAUCAAAACUGAGAUUUCAUUAACUAAACCAUUACGGAGACAGAAUAGCUUACAGACAGCAGGAGAAUCCAUACCCCCUCUAAUGAAUCACAUCCUCAUGUUGCUCAAGUUUGAUGCUAAAGAGAAGCAAGCACCGGAGAAGGCGCAUGAUCCAACUUACAACAGAUGGAGAAAGUAUAAACGUCCAGGUUUAUUUGAUUCACGACAGAUUGUUCUCCUAUUCUCCAUUCUGUCGAGUUUAGGGACGAUAGUGUUGAUUUUUCUGACACUCAGAGUUAGACAAGUCAGUGACGGCUAUAUUCAUGGCUAAGAGAAGGCUGUUUUUUGUUUUUAAAUAAUCUUUAUUCAUUUUAAAUUAUAGUCUUCUACUCUUCUGUUCCUAAAUGUAUUUGGAGAUAACUGCUCUGUGGCAUUUGUAUCUCAAUUUUUGUGUGUAAAUAUACCCAGUUUAGUGUUUGAUGCAA